UGAUUGUGGAGCAAUUGGCGGAAUGAAAAUUGGCAACGGAAACCGCAGUACUCGGAGCGGCAUUAACUUACACCCCUCAUGCUACGUUACUUACUAAUCCGUCUGUACUAGAACAUAAGAAGUGCUGCCAAACCUUAAUUAAUUCGCGACUUGAAAAUGUGCGUUUUACUAAUCUAUGAUUUGAUAGUUGUCUGUGAUCUAGCUAGACUGUUGAAUGGGAUCAACGGAGAGAGUGUGGAAAUUGGUGUUUUAUGUAGGUGAAGUGUAAAGUAAAUGUCUAGAAAUUGUUAUUUAGGUAAAACGAUACACGGAACAGUAGAACUAUUGUUUUGCGAUUUCGGAUGAACUGUAUUGGAAAGUAUGGCUUCAGUUGAAGAGAUUCAAGAGCUCAAAGAGAAGGGAAAUGAAUGUGUACGGAAUAAGAAAUAUGCUGAAUCAAUAUUCCAUUACACCCAUGCUAUUAAAUUAGAUCCAUUGAACUAUUCCUUGUAUAGCAAUAGGUCACUUGCAUUCCUCAAAAUGCAACAAUUCUACUUUGCAAUGGAAGAUGCCAAAGAAACAAUAAGGCUGAAGCCAGACUGGGCUAAGGGCUAUUUUCGGAAGGCUGAGGUAGAAUUUUCUACUUUCCAUUUCACAGAUGCCUUGAUAUCUUACAGUCUUGCUUUAAAACUACAGCCCAAUGACCCAAGUAUUUUAGAAGCCAUUGCGAAGACAUCCCUGGAGAGGCAGAAAGAUAGAAAAGCUGAUGAUCAAAUUCCAUGGCUUGGAGCUGGUGUUGGCAUCAUCAUGGGUGUUAUAAUUGUGGCAGCAGACCAUAUUCUCACUCAUAAACCAACGUUAGUUCAUCCUGUUCUGAUGGCACUUCUCACCAUUGCUGUAGCCAUGAUUGGUUAUGGAAUUGCACGAGGGAUCCGCUACUAUGUCAAGUGCCAAAGAGAAGCGCUUCUCGAGCCCCCAGUGGAUUUACUUCAAGAUGAUGAGAAGGAACCUCAGGCUGUUGAAACAGACAGUACUGGUAAAGAAGAAAGAGUCCAUCGAUCAUACACCAAAGCUCAAGCUCGACAGAGAUUCAAGAAAGGGAAGAGUUAGUUAAAGUGGAGAGAAAACAACUGGAACAGUCAGGAUGAUCAGAGGUUUCAGCCUUCACCCUUAACUGAUGAAUUAAAUGUUUGGGCAAUAUUUUAUACAGUCAGCUGAAGUUUCCAUGGCCAGAGGCUAAGAAAAAACACCAUUUAAAAAAAAAUCUGCCAAGGUAAUAUAUUCAUUAUGUAAAUGUAAAUAAUAAAAUAAGGGAUCAAAAGUACACAGAGAAUCGUUUAGUUGGUUCUACUGCAGAUUUUGCAAGAAGCCAUUCCAGAUGUAUUUGCUGAAAGUAAUCUUGUAUUUUAAUCAACACAUACAUUUUAAUUGCUGUUUCCUGUGAGGUAAACAUUUUAUGUAAAAACUGUGCUCCAACGAUGGGGAGGCAAAGGUUGCCUGAGUGUAUGAUGCAAACUAUAAAUAUUAUCCUGAUUUUCAGACAACUGUUACUGUGACUGGGGUACCCUCAAAUUCAGUUUGUCCCUUAAUGAAUGGUAGAGUGGUCAAAGUGGACUAGUUCUUCCAGUGACUUGUCUGACCUUCUCAUCGUUGAAGGAUACCUUGUUGUUUUAAUUAUGCUGAUUUUGUGUUCUUCACUAAGGUGGUAUUACAUCAAACUUGUGUUUGUGUUACUUCUUGGUUUAUUUCACAACAGUCAGUGCCUGAUACCCUAUUUAAGGAUGUGAAUGAAAGCCUUAUGUGUGGUACUAUUUUGCAUUUUUGUGGAGGGACUGAAGAAAUCCACGAAUACAGGCAGGAGAGCUACCAGUUGUAUACAAUAACCUUUUAAGCUUAAAAAUAGUCCCCCAAAACUAGGGGUCUUCUUAUAUGCAAAUCAUAAAAUGUGAACCUUACGCCAGGUGAUGAUUAAUGACUACAAUGUAUCUUUUAACUCCCAUCAUAAUUAUUUCUAAUUGAAACUCAUGAUCGUUUAUAUAAGUAAGAUACAGAUUAUAAUAAAGUAAUGUGUAGUGAGAUAACAUGACCACAGUUACCAUGACUGCAAUGUCAGUAUGAGGAACUUGACACUAUUCACCAUUUGCAGCAGCUCAUGUAAAACAUACCAGAUCCAUGUGUCGCACCAAACAGGCACCUGUGUGGGUUUUACUAGCAUUAAUGUUGUUCUGUGAUUUUUCAUAAAAGGCUUUAGUUGUGAGUAUACAGUAUACAAGGAUUCUGCAGGAUUUUAAUGAAUUUUAGAUUAAAAAAAUGUUACUCCAUCUCAUCUUGUAAAUGUACCCCAAAUUUAAACCUUUAAUUGAAAAUUUGGGAGAUGCUAGUAUGUGACGUAACUGUUCAGCCUUACACUGAAAUGUUAAGACAUCUUCAUCAGGUAAACAUAUGAGGUACCUACAUUGUUUUUUUAUCAUGUACAGUAACAUCAUGUAAUACCUCCUAUUUAUACUUAAUGUCUCUGUUCUUGCCAUAGAAUCACAUAACUAAAACUUCUGUAGUAAUGUCUGUAAUAAUAUAAUUAAAUUUGAUUCAGGUGGCUGAAAAUAUUGUAACAGUCAUGAUUACUGUC
Cryptotermes secundus is the source of this 2605-nucleotide messenger RNA. RefSeq names its product STI1-like protein. The transcript has 6 exons. The record is from RefSeq and is a predicted model, not a curated record. Lineage: Eukaryota; Metazoa; Arthropoda; Insecta; Blattodea; Kalotermitidae. Gene Ontology annotation, molecular function: Hsp90 protein binding. The coding region runs from base 361 to 1089 and encodes 242 amino acids.